Messenger RNA from Rhinichthys klamathensis goyatoka, 1328 nucleotides. RefSeq lists its product as uncharacterized. The transcript has 3 exons. The record is from RefSeq and is a predicted model, not a curated record. The coding region runs from base 10 to 1110 and encodes 366 amino acids. NCBI's taxonomy places the organism in Eukaryota, Metazoa, Chordata, Actinopteri, Cypriniformes, Leuciscidae.
UCUGUGCAGAUGGAGGGUGUUCUGGAUGCUGCGCUCCGUGUGUGUGUGUGUAAACUGAUGAGCAGUGUGCUGUUGUGUCCGUCUGUAGUCACACACACCAUCACUGCGGUCAGUCUUUGCUGCUGCUGCCUGCUGUUAUUCACGGACCUGGCCGUCACCCUGUUUCUGCUCUACGUCUGGCUCAUGGAGUUCUGGUUGACGCCUUUUAGCGUUUCUUCGGAUGUCGUCGCCCUUCGAUUCCUGCUGUUUCUCUGCCAGGCCUAUGGAGUCGUGCUGUUGCUGACGCCGCUUCUGAUCGCGGUGGAGUUGCUGGUAAAUCUGCUGCGGCGUCCUCAGGACGGGACAACCACGGGACACUUGGAGCAAAAUGCAAGUGAAUCUAAACGUGUUUCGAGGACGAUUGGCUGUUUCGGAUGUCUUCUCGCAUGGAUUGUGAGUGGAAUCUACAGCAGUCAUGACUGGACGCUGGAACGGUUCUCUGUGGAAGCCUGUUUGAAAAGAGGCGGACGCCUUGUUACAUGCAUUCCCGACAUGGAUGAGGUAUCCUGGGUUCUUCCUGCAAUGGUGGUCCUGUUGAGUUUGACGGGGAGUUUGGGUCGGCUCAAGUCCCGAAGUCCGUCUGUCUCGUAUAGAAACACACAGAUGGGCGAGAAAAAGGACUAUGGUGUCCUCGGGCAAAUGCAUAUGUCACUUAGUCUGGUUGACUCAACAACCCCCAACAGCUGUGGCGUUCACAGGGAUGGGUGUGUUUACAGUGAGCAACGAUGGUCCUGUCCUGGGAACGAUGUCCUGUGUGCUCACCAAACCGGUUUGGCAGACAAUUACAGCCAGAAACAAAACCUAUCAACGUUUGCACAGUCUAAAACCGAUCUUCGGCCAGAGGUCACAUCACUGGCUGUUUUUAACAGGUCUCAAGGGGAACGCUGUUGUUUUCCCGAAAGGGAAAGUCCCCGCUUGAGGCAAGAAACGCUCACAGGGUUGGUAUGCAUGGCUCUGGUUUGCGUUUUUCCCACAGUCGUCAGUGGGAAUAUUCUCCUAAUCUUUAACUUGGAGAACUUGGUGGUGAACACCUUCAAACUUUUAUCUCAUUCGGUCAACAGACUCCCGUAAGUUCUGUAAAUGAGGUUUGUGAAGCUGAAAACUGCAAAAGGAGAUGGCCGACCUGUCAAUGUCCAUGCAAAUGCAUUUGAUGGAUCGCCCAUGCACGCGCACCGCAGCAUUAGUCUGACAGACAAAUGCAAAUUAAGGUUGCAGAAACAGAUGUGUUAGGAAUUCAUGAGUUUAUGAGGAGCAUUUUCUUUGCAAAAUAAAGAAACGGUUCAUUUUGA